Magallana angulata is the source of this 9375-nucleotide messenger RNA. Its product is annotated as golgin subfamily A member 4-like. Gene Ontology annotation, biological process: Golgi vesicle transport. The transcript has 22 exons. NCBI's taxonomy places the organism in Eukaryota, Metazoa, Mollusca, Bivalvia, Ostreida, Ostreidae. The coding region runs from base 115 to 7575 and encodes 2486 amino acids. Gene Ontology annotation, molecular function: small GTPase binding. The record is from RefSeq and is a predicted model, not a curated record. Gene Ontology annotation, cellular component: Golgi apparatus.
AAGAUUUGAAACGUGUCAGGGCCACGGAUGCGCAUGAAACACUUGACAGAUGAAAACAUACAGAAACCGAAAACGCACAUGGGUGUUAUGAAGAGUUAAUAAUCGUUGAGCAUCAUGUUUAAGAAUCUGAAGAAGAAGUUGGAGCAAGGCGUUGCGCAAUCGCCGCUCCGUGGAGCACUGAACGCUGUCACAAAGUCUAAUGAAGAGGUGUCAGCCAGUCCUGGUGAGCCUCUGGCAGAAAGCACACCCAAGAAAGUGACCAAUGAAAACCAGAGUUUUAAUGCCACUAGUGACCAAGGGGCAGUGGAGGGGGGACCAGCCGUGGGACAGCUGGUGGAUAUUCCACUCCAGGAGGAAAGUCCCAACACAACCAAUGACUUCUCCUCGGCCCUGUCUCAGCUCCCUGGAGACGAGACGCCCCGGGCCGGUGGUCGAUCUCGAGCUUCCUCCAUCAGCUCGGUGACCAGCGAUUCUUUCUUCACCAACUCAAGCUUUGGCCCUCAGCAUCACUAUGUGCUGCCAUCAGACAUAGAGAGUGAGGUGGAGGAACAGACCAACAGUCUGGAGGCGUACAGCAAGGACGACCUGUAUCAGCUGGUCCGCAAGUAUGAACGACGCUCCAUCCGCUACAAGUCCAAGUUUAUGGAGGUUGCUAACAUUUAUAAAGAGGUUGUAGCUGAAAGAGAUAAACUUAAGAACACGUUGACACAGACACAGGAUCGAGCAUUCCGACGGAUCUCGGAGCUUAAGGAGCAGAUACAACUUGAUCAGCUGGCCAAGAAAGACCUAGAGGAGAACUACAGGUUGAUGCUGGAAGAGAAGGAUGAACACCUCAAAGUGUUCAGGACUCAGGUGAGACUAUUGAAAGAGGGAAAGGAAAUUCCAGCAGAACUGGAGGAAAAGUUGAAGGGUAAAAAGUCCCCCCAGAAGGCCCCAGUAGCGGAGGCCCAGACAGGGAGCAGUAAGAAAGAGGAGGGUGAUGUACAGCAGCUCACUGAGAAGGUUAAGAGACUGGAGGGGUUAUUGAGUCGCUGUAAAGAAACGAUUCGCAGCAACAAGGAGAAGAAUAGUCAACUAGAGGAGGAGAAUGCCAAACUGACCAGUGAAAUCAAAGAACUCACUAAACUAAAGGGAUCAGGCAGUCCUGACCAGUUAUCCAAACUACAGAACCAGAUCCGACAGGCCAGGGAGGUGAUACAGCAGCUGGAGGCGGACAAAGAGCUCGCUAUAGCCGAGGUCAAACGUCAAGUGCACGAGGAAAUUCAGGCUAAAGACGAGGAGGUGGCCAAAGUCAGAGAACAGGUCAAGGUCAAAGAGGGAGAGGUUGUUCAGGCACAGCAGCAGGUGGGGCAGCUACAGUCAGAGAACCAGGCCCUGGUGGAGAGGAAUGAGAAACUGGAGAAAGCAGCUAGAGAAAAACUUGAAAAAUCAAGGGAGAUUGUUAAGAAACUGAAAGAAGACAAACAGAAACUACAAUCUGAGAUGGAAGACCGAAUCCAUGAAGUUGAAGCCAAGAGUCAGGAGCGGAUCCAGGAAGUGGAGAGGGUGAUGGAGGAAGAGAAGGAGAGCCUGGUACAGGAGCUGUCUAAGGCCAAGGCAGCCGCUGUCAGCUGUAUGCAGGAGGAGACAGAGAAGAACCUGGCUAACAGAGUGCAGGCCUCUAUGGAGGAGAGGGACCAGUACUGGCAGCAGAUACUCCAGGAGAAAGAGAGUCACCACACAGAACUCUUACAGACCAAGGAGGCGGAGCAUGCUCAGUCACUGAGACAGAUGGAGGAGGACAUGGCCCGGAAGCUGUCUGAACAGGAACAGGAAAUGAGGCUAGCCAUGGAGGAGAGGGACCUACAGAAAAUGGCUACCCUCUCCCAGCAGGACUCACUUAGGGACCAUCUCCAAACUCAAGUGGACACUCUCUCUGCUGACAAAUCAAGACUAGAAGCAGAGUUGGCAGAAGCUCAAAAGCAAGCAUCAAAUCUAAGGGAGGAAAUGGAUGACAGGAUCCAGAGGAUCCAAGAGGAUGCAGCUCAGCAGAUUCAGGACUUGGAGAACAAGCACAGAGCAGAGCUAGAGGAGGCCCUUGGAGAGAAGGAGAGGGUGUGGCAGGAGACUCUACAGUCCGUGAGAGAAACUCACAGCGUCCAGAUGUCCGAGCUCACUCGCAAGCAGGAAGAUGCCAUGCAGGGAACAAGCUCGGAGCUCGAGAGCUACCACAAAGAACAAAUCAAGUCCAUGAAAUCCAACUACGAGCAGCUUUUGCAGGAGCGAGCCCACCAAGUGGAGGACCUACAUGUGUCAUUACAUCAGAUGAAAGAGGAGAAAGAAGGAAUGGAGAGGGAAUUGUCUGAACGGAGAGAGGAAGUCGAACAAAUGAGGAAGGAAAUAGAUGCCAUGUUAACAGAGAGCGGUGCAGCUCAGACCGAGAAAGAGGCCAAGAUAGAGGAACUUAUAGCAGAGGUGGAGACAUUGACGAAGAAUUUGGAACAGUUGGGGCAUGAGAAGAAAGAAUUAGAGGAAGACAUAGUGAAAAUGAUAGAGCAGAGAGAGAAGCAGGAGCAGAGUUAUAGAGACAGGAUCUCAGAGCUCACUCGGGAGAAUAGUGACACAAUGGCUGCCAUCUCAGCCUCGUCUGAUGAGAGCAUGAAGGCUUUAACCAACCAGGUGGAGGAGAAAAACAAAGAGAUUACAGAAUUGAUGGAGACAUUGAGGAAGGCUGAAGAAAAAGUUGCAGAGCUGGACAAACAGUGUGAGAAAGUGGAAAACAAGCUGUCACAGUCUCAGAAAGAAAAAGAGUUCAUGGAGGAAAAGAUCUCAAGUUUUGAGGCAUCUUUGUCUGAGUCCCUGAAACUGAAUGAAGACUUGAACCAGAAAGUGAAGGAGACUCAGGAGAUGUUCAGCUCCAGUCAACAGCAUCUGCAACAGGAGAAAUCCAGUCUGGACCAGAAGAUCACGUCUCUGCAGGAGGUGGUGGAAGAGGGAGAGCAGAGGGUCACAGAAAUGGAGCAGGUCAUCAUCCAGAAGGAAGAGGAGAUCCAGGCCCUGAAGAGAGUAAUGGAAGACAAUGCAGUGUACAUCAAGGAGAUGGAAGGAAAAGUGAAGGAGAUAGAGACAGAGAAGAAUGAACUGUCGGAAAUUCUUGGGAGUAAGGAGGAAGAAAUAGCUAAGGAGAAAGAGAAGUUUGAAAGACUGAGAGGGGAAGCAAAGGGCCGGUUGAAGGAUUUGAAGGAUAGUCUAGAUGAAAGUGGACAGAAGUAUCUGGACUUGGAAUCAGAGAGGAAGAACUUGGUCGAAAAACAUCAGCUGGAACUACAGGAAAUUCAACAGAAACUAGAGGAUGAAAAGUCCAACAGCCAGAAGAUGGAGGAAAGUGUCAAAUCUCAGUUUGAGGAGAUGAAGACAAAGCACAAAGAACAAGUGAACCAAGUGAGAGAGGAACUCCAAGAAAAGCUGAAGCAGAGAGAGAUGGAGUUUGAAGAGAAGUUAACAGAACUAACAAAACAGAAAGAACUGAAUGCUGAAGACCUUAUGAAGAACUUUGAGACAAGAAAAGUGCAGGAGAUUGAACAGAUUGGUGAGAAUCAUCAGAGAGAACUCAGAAGCCCUGUGGAAGACUGGGAGAGCAAACUCCAGAGGGAGAAGGAGGAUUUUGAUAAAGAAAGGCGGCAGCUGAUCGCGAGUCACCAGGAGGAGUGUGCUAGACUGAGUGGGGACAGACAGAGGGAGAUGGCCGAGGUCCAAACAAGUCUGGAGCAGAGGAUCACUGAGAAGGAAUCAGCCAUUGAUCAACUCAACUCAGACCUGAAGUCUGCCCAAGAGAGCAAGGAAGCUUCAUUGAGAGAGUUGACAGAAAGCCGAGCACAGUUUGAGGACUCCACCAACAAAACCAUUGAAACCCUGAACAUGAAAUUACAAGAAGCUGAAGAUAGAUUAAAGGAGAUGUCCGAAAAGAUAAACCAACUAGAAACUGAGAGGGACAGCCUUGUUGAGAGUAAUACUUUGUCAGUUUCACAGUACCAAGAGGAGAUAAAAUUGCUGAGAGAAUCUGAACAAGAAAAAAAACAGAGUUUGGCUGCUUUAGAAGAACAGAUAAAGGAGCUCAAUCAACAACUGUACACAGUAUCAGAGAAACAUGAAAAGGAGUUGUCUGAGAAAGAAGAGGUGGUGAAGGGGCUGAGAGAGGAAAUAAACCAAUUGAACAACACUAACAGGUCUAUGGAGGAGAUGCUUAAAGAACUCAAUGAAACGUCUCAAGCCAGAGGGGAGAAUGUACAGGAAAAGGAGAAUCAAGUUAAGGAGUUGGAGAAAAAACUGACAGAGAGAGAACAGGAAUUGAGUCAGAAGUUAGGGGAGGUUCAACAGGAAUGUGAUAAAAAAGUGGAGGAAAUUCAGACUGAGAAGGUCAAAUGUGAGGAAGAGCUCCAGAAGAGGAUCACAGAAAUGUCUGAGAAUGACUCAGAACUGCAGGCCAACCUAACACAACUAAACAGCAAGGUCAGCCAAACAGAGGAAAAACUGCAUGACUGUAUUCAGCAGUACGAGUCUCAGAUAGAGGAAUACAAGACUAAACUUGAGCAGCAAGUGGAGCGUGGAAAGCAAGAGGUUCAGAAAGUGGAGGAGCAGUGGAAGAGCAAGCUACAGGAGCUGAAGCAGAAGUACAUGGCCAAGUUAAAGGAGUUCCAGAAGGAGAGUCAAGACAAGGUCAGCUCAAUGUCACAGGAGUCUGGUGAAGUCAAGGUCAGGCUGAGUGACCUUGAGAAACAGCUGGCUCAGGAGAGGUCGGACAAGGAGGCCAUGUCAGAGGAACUGACCCACGCCAACACUAAACUACUGCAGCUAGAGGAGACGUCGGGGGAGUCCAAGAUGGCCGUCAUAGACCUGGAGAAGAAGAUUCAGGAAAUGGAGAGAGAACUGGGAGACAGGGACCAGAGGAUACAGCAGUCUCAGGAGCAGAUCAAGGAAUGUGAAUCCAUCAUAUCCCAAAAGGAGACAGAAAUUGGGGAGUUAAGAUUAAGUGUUGAAGAGAAGGAUAAAGUGAUUAGUAAAAAAGAAGAGAGAAUUGAGCAACUGAAUGAGAGAGUGAGUGAGUUGGAGGGUUUGGUGAGGAAUGGUGAAGAGUUAGGUGGGGAGUUGAAGAAAGAACUGUCAGAUGUCAGUAAUCAAGUCACUCAGCUACACUCACAGUGUGAACAGCUACAGAGUGAGAAGUCGGUGCUGGUCACCGACCUGGAAGGCCGAGAUAGUACGUUGAGCGAGCUACAAACUAAGUUAACCGAGGCUGAGGCCGAGAAAACCAAACUCUGUGAGGAGUACGAGUCUAGGCUGUGUGCCGUCCAGAACUACAAGGAGCAGUUGAUCGAGUCCGAGCGAGCUGUGGUACAGAAUGAGUUUGAACUCAAAACUGGUGAACUCAAGGGUGAGAUUGAGAAAUUGAUGACUGAAAAUAGUGAUUUAAAAACUGAGGUAGAGAAGUAUGUAACAGAAAUUAGUGAAUUAAAAAGUGAUUUAGAGAAAUUAGUGACUGAAAAUAGUGAUUUAAAGAAUUCUAAUGUGCAGUUGUCUGAUGCAGACACUAAGCGUGUGGAUGAGCUAUUUAAUCUUAGUGAACAAUUAGUGAAUGUGAAGAAAGAGAAAGAAGCAAUGAGUGAACAGUUUAAACAAGAAAUGUCAGAACUUCAAAACAAACAUUCCAUGGAGUUAGAAAACUUGUCUUCCAAACUGGAGUCUGAAAAUACAGCUAAGGUAGCAGAAUACAAGAAGAAGGCUGAAACGUAUAUAGCCAACAUGAAGAAACAGAUACAGGAGGAAAAGGAAACAUUGAAAGGUGAGCAUGAAGCAUUGAAAGAACAGCAUAAUGCUUUGAAUGUGCAGCAUGAAGCAUUGCAAGAGGAGCAUGAAGCAUUAAAAUCAAAGCAAGAAGAAAUGAACUCUCUUGUAGUGGAAAAAGGGAGCAUUGAUGAACAAUUAAGGGCAGAGCAGAAAAAGUGUGUGGAGUUAGAAGGACAGAUGUCAGAGCUAAAAUCAGAGAUCCAAAGGUUAUCAGAAGAGAGGGAGAAUAUAAUCACACAGUUUGAAAAAGAGAAAACCCAUUUGUUAACACUAAAUGAACAAGAGAUAAAGAACAGGGAAUCGGUGAUAGCAGAACAUGUUCAGAAAAUGGCAGAGGUUCAGGGGAGUGAGAGUGCUCUGAAGAACAAGUUUGACGAGGCUGUCAGCAAAGAAGGAGAAAUGGUUAAAACAGUGGAGAAAUUAAGACAGGAGAAUGCUACCUUAUGUGAAAGUCUAUCUCAACUAAACAAGGAACACUCUGAGGAAAUAGACACUCUGAGGUCAGAAAAUGAGAAAGCUAAGACAGCAUUACAGAAGCUGGAGAAAGAAUUCCAGAAUUAUAAAGCAAGCAUCGAUGAGCAAACAGAAUCUUCCACAUCUGGUCACCAGGAGGAGCUCCAGAAGAUGAAGGUACACUACGAAGAGAUGCUGGAAGACAGAGAGAACGAGCACACCUCCAAAAUCAAACAGCUGGUCAAAGAGUUCAACCAGAAGAUGGCCGAGAAAGACAGAGAGUUCGAGACAACAUUCUCUGAGGCCCUCAACAAAUCUCAGACAGGGGAGAGUCGGCUAUUAUCAGAACACAAACAGAUCGUGGAGGAACUGAACCGUGACCUUCAGGAGCGUGAUGACAGAAUUGACGAGGUCACGCUGGAGUAUGAAGCCAAACUGAAGGAACAAAAAGAGGACCUCUCCUCCAAGAUUUCCCAAUUACAGCAGGAUCUAACGGCAGCCAAACAACAACACCAGAUGGAGCUGUAUGAAAUGGAAGAGAGGCUGAAACAGGUCCAGCAGAGGGCGGUCCAGCAACAGGAAGUGGUUCACAAACAGGAAGUGAGUGCCCUGACUCAGGAGUGGAAUACAGAGAGAAAGGCACCCCUGCUGCAUGCCAGUGGACCAAGUGUUAUUGAACCGCAGGAGCUGCUCCACCAUAACCAGCUAGCAAUCAAUGCGCUACAGAGUGGAUCAGGCAGUGCAACAGUGCUACAGAAGCAGGUGAUGCAGCUCACACAGCAGCUACAGCAGCUCAAAGAGCAACACAGACUGGAGCUGGCACAGGUCCAGGGUAAUAUGGAGAUGAAACUCAACCAGGUGCCUCUACAGCCCAGGAGGAAGCAUGUGAACUUUGACCCCAAUGAUCCCAACAUGGAGUCGGAGUUUGAGAAUCUGGAGCUAGAUAAUAUGGAUCUCAGGGCUCAAGUUGCUCAACUGAAUGGUCAGCUAGCUCAGACUCGAAUCAGGGAAAAAGAGCUUCAUCAACAGCUGGAUGUUGCUAAGGGAGGUAACUCCCACUGGAGCCAUGAUGGACCCCCCAGUCCAGGCUACCACACGGAUGGUACCCCCGCUGGACCCCUCCUGAAUGAGGCCACUCAGCUAGAGUAUCUGAAAAACAUUCUGUUCCAAUACAUGACGGGGAAGCAAACGAAGACCUUGUCCCGUGUCAUUGCCACCAUUGUUCACUUCUCAGACGAACAGACCAAGAGAAUCAUAUCGUAUGAAGACGCCAAAAACACGUGGCUUUCCUCCCCAUGAAAAUGACCUGUGCCAAAACAGUUGCAUAUCAUAAGACAUGUUAGACAUUGUUGAAAGUGCAGGAAAGAAACUGAUGCAGAGAUCCUUGUGACAGAAGAGGACCAAGUUGGUUGAUAAGGAAACAAUUGAGUGUAGGAUGGGAUUCAGAGAUGAGAGAAAAAGGCUUUGAAUGAAAUUUAUGAGCUUCCUCAAUAAGAUUGUGUAGUCAGCAUAGAAAAACAUUCCAGAAGAUUGAUCUCUCUGCUGGUGAAAUUAAAAUUGGCUUGUUGGAAGCUAGGUGUCAGUAAGACAUCAAUUAACCAGGCAUUGGAUUGGUGUAACUUGAUCAUUAUCAUUAUUAAUUAAAAUCAAACCUCGCUUUAAAAAACAAAACCAAAUUUUUGGGGAAUGUUUGGCAUUUUGUAAAGCUAACUGUUAGUUUAAUUUUACAAAUGGCUACCAAUAAAUCUCUUCUGUGAUUGGUCAGAUUGUAUUUAAUGACAAUAAAUGUCAAAGGUCAAUGUUUCAAUUCAAAUGUUCUGUUUUGGGGAAAGAUAAAAAUGUUAAACUUGAAUGCCUGUGAUAAGAAAAUGAGAACUGCAGUUGGAGACUUGUGAAAUUAUUUAAUAUAUUGCUUGUGUUUAUGAUAUAACAACUAUUCUGUGUUCACUUUUUCAAAGUUUAAAGGUUGUUUCUUCUGUGGUGCUUAGUGUAUUCGACAAAUAUUUCUAAUAUGGUCAUUUACAAUUUUUAAAAAAUCCAAUCUUUGGAUUGUUUGAAGGCAAACUGUAUACAAGAUGGAGCAAAUGUUGUCUUACAGUGUGUACAAUAUGUAAAAUGGGACCAAUGGAGAUUAAAAGCAUUCACAGAAUGAGUGAAAGUUAUUGCAUUUACAAUUGAGCAAUAAAAUUGAUACAUAUACGUGUAUAAACCAAAAUAGUGUCAAUGAAUUGUUGAAUGAAGCUUGUUUAUUUUACUCUCAUUUUUGUUACAAAAAUGAUUUUAUUUACCAUAUUAUAUGUGACUAUUGUUUUAUAUUGAACCAAAUUACAUUAAUUUAUUUAUGUUAAGGGCAGAGAUUUAAUCCUGGGAUUUUUCAAUAUAUUCUUGAUCUUGUUAAGUUUUUUAGCCAAGUGUAAUUUCAGCCUUUAAUGGAGGAGUGACCGAGAUUCUAAAGACAGCAACAAAAAGGAGGAGAAAAGUAAAGGUCAAAUUUAUAACUGUUACAAAUGUUUUCAUUGGGCUUUGUGCAAUUUUACAAUUUUCCUUCUGUUUUAAAAAAUUUAUAAUUAAACUGUCAGCAGAGGAGAAAUCAACAGAUCAGAUAAAAUACCCCAUUGUAAUAACAUUGCCUUUGUUUGCUACAAUCAAGAGUGCAAUGUUUUUCUGCAUAUGGAAUACGAUCCUAAAUAAACAUGUUACGUUUUAAAUGUUAUAUAAAUUCCAUUAAGAUUACUGUAAAUUCCUUAUAUUACGCGAGUACUUAAUUCCGCGAUCUGGUGGUUUCGGAUCAAAUCGCGAGAAUAUAAAAUCGUGAACACGGAAUUUCCAUCCUUAUUUCUUAUAGUUUUGAACUCUUAGAAAAUAAUAGCGAGGUUUUAAAAUCCGCGAAGGGUGCUUCUCGCGAUUUUACGCGGAUAUUAAUUCCUCGCGGUUAAUUAGGAAUCUACAGUAUUUCUUGGUUCUUGUUAACCCAAUAAGUAUGAUUGACUAGCUAGUUUUCUUUGCUAUCCUACAGCCACUGUAUAUUUUGUUUAAAUAUUAUUAUCUAUCUAUAUUACUGUUAUAAUUUCCAAUCAAUAAAGCUAUUGGAAAUUACAA